AGUGUGCCGGAAACUUCAGAAGAAGAAGGAACCGGAAGUGAGCUCGUGUGUAAUCAAAACACAUGUGAACAGUUUUUCUGCAGUCAGAGGGAGUCUGUAUUGAAUUUCUUCGGGAAGUCUGCGUGGAAAAACGUGGAAAUGGAAGAAGCACUUGUUCGAGCCACGAUUCCUCAGGAUCUGGUGAAGGUUCUCGGUGUUGAGUCUCGGCCCAGCUCCAAAGCAGCGGCCUUCACCCAGGCGUUCCUGAAGAACAGCAUUCAGCACCACGCACGAUAUGAUCUGAAGAGCAUGUUGACUCACAAGGCUGUGAUACUGGGCUACACCAGGCCCAAGAAGGACAAGUCCAAGAGGAAAAGCAAGAAGGCCAAAGGACUGAACGCUCGGCAGAAGAGGGCGAUGAAGAUCUUCCAGAUCAAGCCUGAGCACCAGAGAUACAAGCUUUUCCUGCCUCUGCAUAAUCUCUGGACACAGUACGUUAUUGACCUGUGCAGCGGGUUGAAACCAACAAGCAAUCCACAGUUUGUGCAACAGAAGCUUCUGAAGGCAGACUUCCAUGGUGCCAUCAUCACAGUGGUCCGGUCUAAAUGUUCAUCAUAUGUCGGGACUACAGGGAUUAUAGUCCAAGAGUUCAAACACGUCUUCAAAAUCAUCACCAAAGAAGACAAACUGAAAGUGAUCCCGAAGAGGAACAGUGUGUUUGCAGUGGAGAUCAACGGCUUUGUCUCCCACAUCUACGGAAGCAAGUUUGAGCAGCGAGCCAGUGAACGCUCUGCCAAGAAGUUCAAAGUGAGAGGAACCAUCGACUUGUGAUGCGUCACUACAGGAUGCAGUGAGCCUCGACGAGAGGGACAUUACGAACUCAGACUGCAGCCACAAUGUGCAGCCGAUCAAUUGUUGUUUCACAAAUGGCCAUCACCUUAUUUUAAAGGACACUCCACCCAUUUUGCACACUCGGGUCAUGUGGAGUACGACACAGCCAGGGAAAACAGUUGUAUGUUUUCUGUGCCGGGAGCUUUGUCCAGCAGUUUGUGAUUGGGGACACAUUUAUAGGGAUGGCCCAAUCAAGUCCUUUAAUAUUUGGUAUCUGCUGAUUCAAUAUUUAUAUUACCUAAAGGUUGAGCAAAUACAUAUCUGACUCAUUGAAAACACAGCUGUAGACUACUUAAUCUGAUACUUAUUUUCCACAAGCAGAUAAGAUUAAAUUAUUGAUACGAAAGAAAUAACUGGAGAAUGUGACAUCUGCUCGAGAGAAGACGUGUCACUCUGGAGACGUGUGAAGUUGUACUGUGGUGUUGCAGAGGGGAGCUGCUUCUCUUAACCAGACGACGUACACGUUUCAUUUAGGUUCCUGGUCAUAUUUCUAGUUGUUCACCUAAUGUUUGAUCCGAUGUUUCCAGAGUAAAGUGGGUGCUAUCAUUUUAAAUAGUAUUUUGUUAACGGCCGCUUUACAUUGAUACAAAAAUUAUAUUUUAUUAAAAAAAAUUGCAAAACAUGUUGAUACUCCUUAAAGAAAAGUAUCAUCAAAAGUUCUCCUGGUGUUGUGCUCUAAUCAAACUGUAACGCUGUAACAGUCUUAAGCUCUCAAUGAUGGUAUGUUUUAUUCAGAGGUAUGAUCAGACUAGAGUGAAGAUUGUAUUUAUUUAUUCUUGUGAAUGGGAGUCAUUGAACUGAUAACAUUUAGCUCAUGUAAGAAGCCAGAUGGAGAACAUAUCUGUCGUUCGACAGCACUGUUUAGUUUGUUGAGCUCAUUUAGUUUUAAUAUGGAAUGCAUAUUGGACAGUAGAGGGCAAAGAAAGCAUUUGAUGUAACUACACUAAUGUCUGUCUGCACCCUCUUUGUAACAGAAUAUGUGAAACUUGAUGGACUGUAAACUGUCCUGACUGAAUACAAAAGCAAAAACACUUUGUGUACUUUCCUGAAUUGCUGUUCUGAACUACUUGUCUUUACCUGCUGGUUCCUCUGACACCUCCCGCUCCCCAGCGUGUUGUUAGAUAUGCUGCUGAGCUGGACCAGUGAGUCUUCAUCAGG
Messenger RNA from Cottoperca gobio, 2028 nucleotides. RefSeq names its product POP4 homolog, ribonuclease P/MRP subunit (gene pop4). Gene Ontology annotation, biological process: rRNA processing; tRNA 5'-leader removal. Gene Ontology annotation, cellular component: ribonuclease P complex; ribonuclease MRP complex. The transcript is spliced from 7 exons. NCBI's taxonomy places the organism in Eukaryota, Metazoa, Chordata, Actinopteri, Perciformes, Bovichtidae. The coding region runs from base 139 to 810 and encodes 223 amino acids. The record is from RefSeq and is a predicted model, not a curated record. Gene Ontology annotation, molecular function: ribonuclease P RNA binding.